CCACAACCGCCCGGGCGGCCGGGGGGUCCGGGGGUCCCGGGGGUCCCGCGUCUCCGAGCCGCCGGCCGGCACGAUGGACAGCCCCGAGGUGACCUUCACUCUGGCCUACCUGGUGUUCGCCGUGUGCUUCGUGUUCACGCCCAACGAGUUCCACUCGGCCGGCCUCACGGUGCAGAACCUGCUGUCCGGCUGGCUGGGCAGCGAGGACGCCGCCUUCGUGUCCUACCACCUGCGCCGCACGGCCGCCACGCUGCUGUGCCACUCGCUGCUGCCGCUGGGCUACUACGUGGGCAUGUGUUUCGCGGCCUCGGACAAGCGGCUGCACUGGCCGGCCCAGGCGCCCGAGGCCUGGCGCCUCUUCCUGCUGCUGGCCGUGCUGCUGCCCUGCGCGGCCGGCGCGCUGGUCUGCCACUGGGCCAGGGACCGCUGGGCCCGCCACCCGCUGGCCCGCACGCUGGCCCUCUACGCGCUCCCGCGCUCGGGCUGGGCGGCCGUGGCCGCCUCGGUGGACACAGAGUUCCGUCGGAUCGACAAGUUCGCCACGGGGGCCCCAGGCGCGCGCGUGAUCGUGACGGACACGUGGGUGAUGAAGGUGGCUACGUACCGCGUGCAUGUGGCGCGGCAGCAGGAGGUGCAGCUGACGGUCACUGAGUCGCGGCAGCACGAGCUGUCGCCGGACUCGAACCUGCCGGUGCAGCUGCUGACCCUCCGCGUGGCCAGCGCCAGCCCUGCGGUGCGGCCCUUCGACAUCCGGCUCAACUCGGCCGAGUACGGCGAGCUGUGUGAGAAGUUGCACGCGCCCGUCCGCCGCGCAGCCCACGUGGUCAUCCGGCAGAGCCUCGGCGACCUGUUCCUAGAGACCUUCGCGUCGUUGGUGGAGGGCAACCCGGCCUACGCGGUGCCCAGCGGGCAGGAGCUGGAAGCGUGCAUUGGCUGCAUGCAGACGCGCGCCGGGGUGAAGCUGGUCAAGAGCUGCCAGGACGCGGCCGCCGGCGAGUGCCAGCAGUGCUACUGCCGCCCCAUGUGGUGCCUCACCUGCAUGGGCAAGUGGUUCGCCAGCCGCCAGGACCCGCAGCGCCCUGACACCUGGCUGGCCAGCCGCGUGCCCUGCCCCACCUGCCGCGCCCGCUUCUGUAUCCUGGACGUGUGCCGCGUUCGCUGAGGGCGCGGAGUAGGCUCCUGCCCAGGG
Molecule: messenger RNA, 1189 nt
Organism: Ochotona princeps (American pika)
Lineage: Eukaryota; Metazoa; Chordata; Mammalia; Lagomorpha; Ochotonidae
Gene: TMEM129
Product: transmembrane protein 129, E3 ubiquitin ligase
Exons: 4
Coding region: 74-1162 (362 amino acids)
Biological process (GO): protein ubiquitination
Cellular component (GO): membrane; endoplasmic reticulum
Molecular function (GO): ubiquitin protein ligase activity
Source: RefSeq, a predicted model, not a curated record